Messenger RNA from Pseudovirgaria hyperparasitica, 1269 nucleotides. Its product is annotated as PIG-U-domain-containing protein. Gene Ontology annotation, cellular component: membrane; GPI-anchor transamidase complex. Bases 1 to 1269 code for a protein of 422 amino acids. The record is from RefSeq and is a predicted model, not a curated record. The transcript is spliced from 4 exons. Gene Ontology annotation, biological process: attachment of GPI anchor to protein; protein localization to cell surface. Lineage: Eukaryota; Fungi; Ascomycota; Dothideomycetes; Acrospermales; Acrospermaceae.
AUGAGUGUCCAACGGCAAAAGCUGGUGCUAUUUGGAGCUGCUGCAGCUGUUCGUUUGCUCCUCUUCACGGCUUUCCCAGCGCUACCCGACAUCUUGACUGGACGCGUCGAAGUUUCCACACCGGUGUCAAGUUUCAAGCGAUUACAGGAGGGCCUCUUCCUAUACAAUCACAAUGUGUCUCCAUACGACGGCGGCGUAUACCACCAAGCGCCACUACUACUUCCAAUUUUCAAUCUGUUACCGAAUGCAACCACGUAUCCAUUCUUUACAAACUUGAUGUACAUCAUAGUGGACCUCAUGGGUGGUCAUAUGAUUAUGAAGCUUGCUGAGACCGGCGAGUCUACAUCUUCCCGAUUAUACGUUUCCCCCAGAAGUGAACUUCGAUGGAGCAGCAUCUCGAUCGGGGCUGGUUACUUGUUUAGUCCAUUCACGCUCAUCUCAUGCAUAGCACGACCAACAACCGUUUUCGCUAACCUCUUCAUGCUUACAGCCAUUGCUGAGGCCGCUAGGGGCGCAAGUGCCACCUUUAUACUCGCCUUGUCCUUUGCUUCGUAUAUUUCGCUCCAUCCAAUAUUACUCUUCCCACCACUUGCGAUGCUCGUAUAUGAUGUCCAUUCGAAGAGGACUAAGAGAUCUAUAAGCCCUAUUGCUUUCAGUGUCCGCUACAGUCUAGCGGUCUGUGCUACGAUAGGGGGCUUAUUACUCGUCUCGUAUCUGCUUACAGGGUCCUGGGAAUUCCUGGUAGCGACAUAUGGCGUUCGUCUCCUAUUGCCGGACCUUACUCCGAAUGUCGGUCUUUGGUGGUACUUCUUCAUAGAAAUGUUCGAUUCCUUCCGCGGAUUCUUCCUCGGGGUUUUCUGGUUGCACAUGGCAUCCUAUGUGGGCGGUCUAAGUAUACGUAUUCGCAGGCAGCCUCUCUUCGUUGCUGUGACGAUGACUGGUAUCUUUGCAGUCUUUCAACCGUAUCCAAGUAUUGCCGACAGUGCCCUAUACCUUGCUCUGGUUCCUCUGUAUCGUCACGUGUUUCCUCUCAUGCGGUACACAUUCCUAUCAUCAGCUGCGAUCAUAUAUACUUCCUUCCUCGGGCCAGCUUUCUAUCAUCUAUGGAUCUAUGCGGGCUCUGGAAACGCAAACUUUUUCUAUGCAAUCACUUUGGUAUGGAGUCUUGGCUUGUCAGUCGUUGUCGUUGACUCCAUCUAUGCUGUAUUGCGAGACGAGUGGGAGCUGGAGAGACCAGAGAUGAAAGGUCAAGAAGUCCGUAUGAUAUAA